Messenger RNA from Brassica oleracea var. oleracea, 3488 nucleotides. RefSeq names its product ethylene-overproduction protein 1-like. The transcript is spliced from 4 exons. The record is from RefSeq and is a predicted model, not a curated record. Bases 319 to 3126 code for a protein of 935 amino acids. Gene Ontology annotation, molecular function: protein binding. Gene Ontology annotation, biological process: negative regulation of ethylene-activated signaling pathway. NCBI's taxonomy places the organism in Eukaryota, Viridiplantae, Streptophyta, Magnoliopsida, Brassicales, Brassicaceae.
GAAAAACAAGAAACCAAAAGCUAGAGAGAGAGGAGGAAGAUCAUUCUUUUCCUCCAAUAACCUCCUCUCUACUUUUACGGGGAGAAAAAAAAAAAAAAAAAAAAAAAAACUAGUCGGGAAUCAACGAAACAAGAAUAUCGAAACUGAUGAAAGUUAGACUUGCCAAAAAACACGUUUUCCGAUUAACAAAAAGAAUCACAAUUAAGCAAAAUCGUGAGGAGGGGGAAGUGGUUUCCGGUUAAGAUCUCUGAUUUUCCGGUUAACCCCAUCGAAUCGAAUCAAAAACUCUCGAAAGUGUUCAUCUUUACGAGCGAAACGAUGCAGCCUAAUCUCUUCACAACGAUGCGAAGUCUGAAGCUUAUCGAAGGAUGCAAAGCCACGCAGGUCUACGCUCUCAACAACAACCCUUCUUCCUCUCCUCCUCCGUCCACCGGCCUCCGUGAAAAGGUAUUACAGCAUCUCCAAGACCACCUUCGCGUAAACUCAAUCCGAUCCAAAUCCUCCCGUACUCACCAAAACGCCGCCGUUUCGUUAGACUCUCUCCUCCCUCACGGCCUCCCCGUCUCCGAUCUCCUCGAGCCUCACAUCGAUCCUUCCCUCAAAUUCGUCGAUUCGAUCGAGAAGCUCGCUGGAGUCCACCGUCGGAUAGAGAACUCCUCGCAGCUCGAAAAGUCCGAAGCUUUCUUAGAGCAAUGCGCGAUCUUCCGAGGCUUAACCGAUCCGAAGCUUUUCCGGCGGAGUCUCCGGUCAGCUCGGCAGCACGCCGUCAACGUCCACGCAAAAGUGGUUUUAUCCUCUUGGCUUAGGUACGAGAGGAGGGAAGAUGAGCUUAUUGGCACCACCUCGAUGGAUUGCUGCGGAAGAAAUCUCGAAUGCCCUAAUGCGUCUCUCGUCUCCGGGUACCACCCGGAGUCCGUUUACGAUCGUUGCCUCUGUUCGAGAGUUGAAACCAACGGUGGAGAUUGUGUUUCGGAAUGUUCGACGUCUGAGGUGGAUUACGAUAUAUCCUUUUGCAUAGGUGAUGAGGAGGUUCGUUGCGUGAGGUACAAGAUUGCUUCCUUGUCUAGACCCUUUAAGGCGAUGCUGUACGGUGGGUUUAGAGAGAUGAGACUAAGCGCGAUUAACUUCACAAAUAACGGAGUCUCAGCGGAAGGGAUGAGAGCUGCUGAGGCUUUCAGUAGAGUUGGUAAAGUUGAGAUGUUUCCUAUUAAUAUAGUCUUGGAGCUUCUCACGUUGGCGAAUAGGUUCUGCUGCGACGAGUUGAAAGCAGCUUGCGAUUCGUAUUUGUCACGUCUUGUUAAGGACCUUGAUGGUGCGUUGUCGUUGAUUGAGUAUGGAUUGGAGGAGGCUGCGUACCUUCUGGUGGCGGCUUGUGUUCAGGUGUUCCUCAGAGAGUUGCCUAGCUUGAUGCGUAACCCUAACGUUGUGAAGAUUUUUUGCAGCGUUGAGGGACGUGAGAGGCUGGGUUUGGUUGGGCACGGUUCGUUUGUGUUGUAUCUUUUCUUGAGCCAGAUCGCUAUGGAGGAUGAUAUGAAAUCGAACACAACGGUAAUGUUGUUAGAAUGUUUAGUUGAGUAUGCGGUUGAGGCGUGGCAGAAGCAGCUCGCUUGUCACCAGUUAGGUGCUGUGAUGCUCGAGAGGAAAGAGUAUAAAGACGCGGAGAGAUGGUUUAGCUCCGCGGUCGAGGCCGGUCAUGUCUACUCUCUCGUUGGUGUAGCGAGAUCUAAGUUUAAGCGCGGACAUCGCUACUCGGCUUAUAAGAUCAUGAACUCGCUGAUCUCGGAUUGUUCAGCUGCUACUGGAUGGAUGCACCAGGAGAGGUCCUUGUACUGCAGCGGUAAAGAGAAGCUGCUGGAUUUGGACAUGGCCACUGAUUUGGAUCCAACAUUGACUUUCCCUUACAAAUUCAGGGCAGUGUCAUUGGCCGAGGAGAGUCAGUUCGGUGCUGCGGUCGCGGAGCUGAACAAGAUCAUGGGGUUUAAGGUCUCUCCUGACUGCUUGGAGAUGCGAGCGUGGAUUUCUAUAGCUAUGGAGGACUAUGAGGGUGCUUUGAAAGAUAUAAGAGCGCUUUUGACGUUGGAGCCGAACUUCUUGAUGUUUAACAAGAAGAUUCAUGGUGAUCAUAUGGUGGAGCUUCUCCGCCCGCUGGUACAGCAAUGGAACCAGGCUGAUUGCUGGAUGCAGCUAUAUGAUCGUUGGUCAUCUGUUGAUGAUAUUGGUUCUCUAGCUGUUGUUCAUCAUAUGUUGGCUAAUGAUCCGGGGAAGAGUCUUCUGCGUUUCAGACAGUCUCUUCUUCUCUUAAGGUUAAAUUGUCAAAAGGCAGCAAUGCGUAGCCUUAGGCUAGCUCGAAACCAUUCAAAGUCAGAGCACGAGCGACUCGUGUAUGAAGGAUGGAUACUGUAUGACACAGGACACCGUGAAGAAGCACUUGCCAAGGCCGAGGAAUCUAUUUCCAUACAAAGAUCCUUCGAAGCAUAUUUCCUCAAAGCUUAUGCUCUUGCAGACUCCGCGCUCGACCCUGAGUCCUCAAAGUACGUGAUCCAGCUCCUUGAAGAAGCACUUCGUUGUCCAUCAGAUGGUCUUCGUAAGGGCCAAGCUUUGAACAACUUGGGAAGUGUGUAUGUGGACUGUGAUAAGCUGGAUCUUGCAGCUGAUUGCUACACUAACGCGCUAAACAUCAAGCACACACGUGCUCACCAAGGGCUAGCUCGUGUUUACCAUCUGAAACACCAAAGGAAAUGGGCGUACGAUGAGAUGACGAAGCUGAUAGAGAAAGCUCGGAACAAUGCAUCUGCCUUUGAGAAGCGGUCAGAGUAUUGUGACCGAGAGAUGGCACAGAGCGACCUAGGGAUGGCCACACUGCUAGAUCCUCUGAGAACUUACCCGUACAGAUACAGAGCCGCAGUUCUAAUGGAUGACCAUAAAGAAACCGAAGCCAUUGAGGAGCUGUCGAGAGCCUUAGCCUUUAAACCUGACCUUCAACUGUUACAUCUACGGGCAGCAUUCUGUGAUUCAAUGGGUAAAUCCGCAGAGGCUAUCAGAGACUGUGAAGCUGCUCUGAGUCUUGAUCCCAACCACACAGAUACCAUCGACCUCUAUAACAAAACACGCGAACCACAACCAUAGACAAACUAAUGUGCAAUCUUAUUUAUCUCCUGAACUACGGCAAGAGCUUCUUCCCUCUGAAACAACAGAUGCACUAUGCUUAUAAAGCCGUUUCAUACCCAUUCUGAACACUCCAAUGGAAAACUAAAGCUUGGUUCUUUUGUAAUCAAGAAGUUUUGAUAGAAGGGAACUAUAUACUGGGAACAAACCAAAGGAGCAGUGACAUAGAUUGUAAAUAUAAACUUUAUAUUUUUGUGGUUUUGUGAUUGAUUCUGGUUUGUUGACCGGAUAAGAUAUAUAUAUAUAUAUAUAUAUAUAUAGUGCAUAGUGUUUUCUGGACAAAGGGAGAAAUGAAAAAGAAAAAUUAUUGUUGUCUUGUUCUU